Messenger RNA from Tripterygium wilfordii, 1203 nucleotides. RefSeq lists its product as uncharacterized. The transcript is spliced from 5 exons. The record is from RefSeq and is a predicted model, not a curated record. The coding region runs from base 1 to 1203 and encodes 400 amino acids. Gene Ontology annotation, molecular function: nucleic acid binding. Gene Ontology annotation, biological process: DNA integration. Lineage: Eukaryota; Viridiplantae; Streptophyta; Magnoliopsida; Celastrales; Celastraceae.
AUGGCCGAAAUCACUCCAAUCAUGUCUGACUCAGGCAGUCCCUCGGCCUCUCUACCUUCAAAUACUUUUGAUGUUCAUACAAACCAACGAUUAUGUUCGGUUUUGUUGAAUGAGUUCAAUUAUCUUCCUUGGUCAAGAUCUGUGCAGUUAGCUCUUGGUGGAAGAUCAAAGCUUGAGUUUAUUGACAAAAGUACUGUUGUCCUGAUGUCAAUUCUUCUCAAUUUAUGGGAUGCUGUUAAAGAGAUGUAUGGAAAUCAAAAUAACGCGGCACGAGUUUUUCAACUCAAAAGAGACAUUGCGUGUCUUCAACAGGAAGGGAGUGUUUGUGCUACUAUUCAACGGGAAGAAGUCCGAAGAAAGGUCAUGAAUUGUAACCUCAAAACUGAGGUAUCUGAAGCCCGAGCAUAUAUGUUCAAUCAUAAACGAUCUGAAGAAAGAAGUUACAAGGGAAAGAGACCUGAGUUGAAGUGCAAUCAUUGUCAUAAUCUUGGUCAUACAGUGGACCGAUGUUGGGUACUUCAUCCUGAAUUGAAGCCUAAGUUUCCGAGAGAGAAUAUGCCUCAGAAACGGACUCAACCUUCGGGAUAUAAGGCUAAUCAUGUUACAACCAUGGCUGGAGAUGAAUUGUCAAGCAAGGUGAAUCUGAUAACAAUGGGAAGUCAGCUGUCUUACUUGGUCAAUUUGCUGGAUUUCUAUCUGAAGAUAAAAAUGGUGCAACUGAUGACACAUCAGGAUUUGGUCACCAAGAAGACGAUUGGUGAGGGAUUUUUCUUUCAAGGCUUAUAUUAUCUUCUCAAAGAUUUUCACAAGGGAUUUCAUGUAAAUGCCUGUUUAGCUUCCAAGCACAAAUUAUGGCAUCAACGUCUAGCACAUCCCUCUGAGUCAAUUUUGGCAAAGAUUUUUCCAAAUAUUAAUAAAAAUUCAGUUGAUUGUGACAUUUGUCACUUGUCAAAAUCUACACGAUUAUCAUUUCCUUCUUCUAAUUCUCGUUCAAAUAAAUUAUUUGAAUUGGUACAUUCGGAUGUCUGGGGUCCUGUUCUUGAGUCCUUUGAUGGUUACAAAUAUUUUGUCACCUUUGUUGAUGACUUUUCUAGAUUCACCUGGUUGUAUCUCUUGAGAUCAAAAAGUGAGGUUGCUAGUGUUUUUCAAGAUUUUCAUAGUCUGAUCAACACUCAAUUCUCUUCUAAAAUUAAGAUUCUUUGA